Messenger RNA from Elaeis guineensis (African oil palm), 690 nucleotides. Lineage: Eukaryota; Viridiplantae; Streptophyta; Magnoliopsida; Arecales; Arecaceae. The record is from RefSeq and is a predicted model, not a curated record.
AUGGAGAAGGAAGAGAUCAACUUGCUGAAGUACCGAUCAGAGCAGCUAGAAAGGAACAAUGUCGAGCUGAUGAAGAAACUUGACUUUAUUGAGGAGGCUCUUCAAGAGGCCCAGGAGUCAAUCCUCCAUCGGGAUGAAGAACUGAGAUGGGUCGAAAGAAAGAUUGUAGCCUUCAAGCGGCUGAAAUCCAAAGACGACAAAAAAAUCGAAGGUCUCGAGGAGUGGAUUAGAACCCUCGAAAAACAAAAGUCUGAGGUUGAGAGAGACUACCAUCGGACCCAUGAUGAUCUGGAGCAUCUGAGGAGGACACUUGAGCUCAUCCAUUACUUGAACGGGUACAUUAAAAAUUCUCGUGAGCUGAUCAAAGAGGUGAAGAAGUCUGGGCUCGAAGUCGAGAUGCUCAAAAGAGCAAGAGAGAAGGCCGAAAAGAAGGUCGGUGAAGUCUUUAUGAGAGCCGAUGCCACCAAGAGGAGAGCCGAAGAUGCUGAGACGAUAUUGAGAAAGACUAUUGAGAAGAAUUCUAGACUGCUUGGAAAAAUAAAAGAGUUGAAGGCCCGUCUGGGGGCUAAGGAGAAGCAAUCAGGCAAGGUCGCUUCUAAGGCUGUGGACUUUCAGACCUUUGAAAAAUAUGAUGAAAAAAGGGCUGAAUACUCCACUGACGCCUAUGAUGCUGAAAAGCAGUCUAUUUGA